Myripristis murdjan (pinecone soldierfish) is the source of this 3716-nucleotide messenger RNA. It is a transcript of the gene sdc2, whose product is annotated as syndecan 2. NCBI's taxonomy places the organism in Eukaryota, Metazoa, Chordata, Actinopteri, Holocentriformes, Holocentridae. Gene Ontology annotation, cellular component: membrane; cell surface. Gene Ontology annotation, biological process: cell migration. The transcript is spliced from 5 exons. The coding region runs from base 400 to 1041 and encodes 213 amino acids. The record is from RefSeq and is a predicted model, not a curated record.
GGUGACAUGGCCGAAUAGAGCGCACUAGCGGAGCGUCGGUCGUGCUUUACACUUUGUCCUCGUUAUUCCAAGUGAACACCGGGGGUGGGAAUAUCUUGUCCGGACUUCCAAAGGCUUACCUGAAAAGGCGCACGGAGGGACUUCGCAAUUAACUGCGCUUUUUUUGUAUAAUUUGUCAGGGAAAAAGUGCCUGGCGGGGGGAGGAAUAACCAAAACGCAACACGUAUCCGGUGGGAUCCCACUCCUGAGCGAGAAAAGCGGCAGGAGUUGGAGCGAGGGGCGCAAGAGGAGAAAGAGAGAGAAGGAGAGAGAGAGAGAGAGAGAGAGAGAGAGAGAGAGAGAGAGAGAGCGUUGACAUUUUGCCCGCACCAUCUCUUUUUUAUUUAAGAUAAAGGAAUAAUGAGGAACGUUUGGAUAAUUUUGUCCCUCGGGCUGACGGUGUUCCUCUCCGGGGAAAGGAUAGCAGAAGCAGCCAAGCCUUCCUCUCAGGCGGAUGACCUGUACUUGGACGACACAGGCUCAGGAGGUUACUACCCUGAAGAUGAUGAUGACUUCAACUCAGGGUCUGGCUCAGGUCGAGGUGAGGAAGUGGUGGAGGAGACCGUGACUGUCAGUAUGGUCUACAUCGAGCCCAAAGCAGCAGAACCCACCCAGGACUCCACCAAAGACUUCACCCCCAGGGUGGAGACAGCCACAGCCAGAGACACUGCCAGGGACAACACGCCCAGGAAACCACUCAGAACAGAGGCCCCGGUGCCAGCUACAGAGGACAUGCGGAGGAACCAGAUGACCAGUACCACCAGUGCCCCAGGCUCACCCCAAGAACCCAUUGAGGUUCGCUCUGAAAACCUCUUCCAGAGGACAGAGGUUUUGGCAGCUGUUAUUGCAGGUGGAGUGAUUGGCUUCCUGUUUGCCAUCUUCCUCAUCCUCCUCCUGGUCUACCGCAUGAGGAAGAAGGAUGAAGGCAGCUAUGACCUGGGAGAGAGGAAACCCUCCGGCGCAGCCUAUCAGAAGGCCCCAACCAAGGAGUUUUAUGCAUAAAACCCUGCCCUCCCAUCGCCAGAUUGACAAAUCGCCAGUGACUGUCAAAAUGCAGUCCACAACAACAACAACAACAACAACAACAACAACAACAAACCUGUUCAGAUACAACACGAAACAACAAGAAAAAGUUACAACGUUGAUUGAGGAAAAAUAGCAUAAAGGAAAGCUUUUGCAUAGAGUAUUGUAAUUAAGACCUUUUCUUUCUUCUUUUUUUAAAUGAAAGCCAAGCAUUGCUCAUUUUAUGGCAAAUCUCAGUGUAUUUAAACAUUUUGUGUAUUAUUUGAAAAGGCUGAAAAAAAUAAACAGCAAAAACAGGAUCUGUAAAGGCGAGGAAACCGAUCGCAUCUGUCUUCUGUCAAAGGAGCUGUUUUUAGUCGCUGACUACUUUUAACUGUAGCAGUAUGUUAUUUGUAAAGAAAAAAUUUAAAAGUGGAAAUAAUUGAAUAUAAUUAUUCUAUAUCAAUCCUACUUUCAUUUUUUUUCUUUUUAUUUUGUCCUAGCAUGUCUGAUGUUGAUCUCUAAAGGUGUAUUUCAUUAAUUUAUCUUUUCUCUGAUGUUUAAAAAAAAAAAUGCCUUUGUAGUUUUGAUGAAGUUCUUUGGUCUUCAUAUUAACGCUGUUAACAGUCAAUGUAAAUGUUCUCCCUUCAGGUUACAAUGUUUAUUUUUUGCUCUUACAUCAGUUUUUAAUCAAACGUGAGCAUUUCAUUAUGUCUUGUUUAUUUGUUUGUUUUCUUUUCAGUGUAGCCCUUGGUGAUAUAUAUAUAUAUAUAAAAAAAAAACAGGUUUUCUUUUUGACAGCAUAUAAUUUUCAUACCUAGGAAUUGGUCUUAAAAGGCAAAAAUGUGUCAGGGCACGAGAAAAAUAGCAAGACUCACUUCCACGUUAUGUCUUGUGGAAUUAUUUUCUUUUUUUUUUUUUGUAUUUAAUUGCAUUCGAUUUCAUAUUGCACAUCCACUGCAUUGUUUCCCCUCUGGUGUCGUGCAGCUAUGGGUGUAUGUCGUUUUUUGGGGUGAAGUUGCUUCCUUUUGGCCUAUGGCUCUGGCGCAUAUCCACCCCCCUGAUGUGUCCCCCUAGUUUGCUCUGACCGCCCCCACACUUUUCUAACACCCCCUCUCACACUUUUCCCCCCAUCUCUGUCUUUCUUUCUCUCUCUGUUUACCCCAGCCUCCCUCGCUUUCACCCUCUUUUUAAUCAGAUUGGAGUGUGGCCAGUUGAGCUGUCGAUCCCCUCCUUUUUUUCUCACUCAGCUGUGUGGAGCCACCCGGGCAGCUUGUGAGCAAGCCAUCCAGCCCAGUGCCUGGUGUUAUUGUCCGUGUCCCAGUGUUGACGCUGCAGGCCCAAAGAUCUGCUCAAUGAAGGCCUGACAGUGCUAGGCAUGACUGCCUGGACACAAACACACCAGCCCGGGACAGAAUCCACACAUGCAGAACACACAGCUCUGCAGCAAACUACACCAGGAGGCCCUUUACAAACCUAGUUUCUUUCCGAAGGAUUGCCUAUUGAUAAAUAAAGUGACAUAUUAUAUGGAAGACCACAGUGUUAAGUGAAAGUAGUCGUUGGCAAGGUGCUAACUUUGAAGUCUACUCAAGUGUUUUAGUGGUCAAUUCAUGCAUUUCAAGCCAGCUUCAGGUCAGUUUUACUGGCCUGUUGUUUUGUAGAUGGGAUGCUGCUUUGUCCUCCCUGAGAAGCUGAUGGGCGAUGAGGUUGUUCAGUCCUCUUUGUCGGUCUAAAAUCUACACAAGGGACUGUUUCGUCUCACUCUCCUCUCUGCAUCACCAAUUGAACCGAGCUAAAUGAAAGGCCACGCAAUGACUGCUGCAGAAUGUCCACGCAGGCUUUUUGAGUUUUGACGUCCAGUGUGAAUGCAAACGGUACGAUUGCAUUAAGACUCGCUGUUGUCCGUCACCUUCUCAUUUAAAUGUUCGUCAACUCUACAUAAAUUUGCUCUCAAGAGAGACAGGCAUCGCGUCAUGUCCGGCAGGUUGUCAAGUUGCCUUUUUCAGCUGUACAGUAAUGUGAAGUAGAUUAGAUGCUGUCACAUUGUCUAAACUCCUAGCACCCUCCCUCAUGAGGCCGUUCAUUCUUCAACUCUCCUCUACCUCUCCAUCCGCUCAUCUCCUGCUCUCCCCUCCGUCUCUCCACGGUCCUUUGGGUCCCUCAGUCUUCACCCUCUGCUCCCAGCCUCAUUUUACUUAUCCUUUCAUGCUCUUGUCGUUCGAUCUAAGGUACUGAACUGCAUACGCAAAAAAACCCAAAGACUCACAGUAUUUUUACUCCACUCUCUUCUCAUACCCACCCCCCACCAUGGCCACAUCAUGUUGUUAUUUUUUGUUAUCUUUUUCUGUUUUUAGCUUUUUCUCUCUAUUAGAGACCCGACCAUUGAGUCCGAUUGCUUAUUAGUAUAUAAGAAGAUAUAUAUAUAAAUAUAUAUAUAUUAAUGUAUAUUCACAAAUGUUUUAAACCUUCAAAGUGCCUACCAUUUGGAAAUGUACUUGCUCUAGGUGAGCAUGAGGCGGGUGCGUACACAAACGGAGGGGUGGAAACGACUUGACUGGCAUUCUGUGAGCACAGAUGACUGUAAUGGUAUCGUUUUUUUUUUAGUCUUACAAAAGCUGACAGUAUUGUACCUAUAAGUUGAAACAACACUACUGAAUAAACAUUGUGGCCUAAUA